Molecule: messenger RNA, 1179 nt
Organism: Pantherophis guttatus
Lineage: Eukaryota; Metazoa; Chordata; Lepidosauria; Squamata; Colubridae
Product: deoxyribonuclease gamma-like
Biological process (GO): DNA catabolic process
Cellular component (GO): nucleus
Molecular function (GO): deoxyribonuclease I activity; DNA binding
Source: RefSeq, a predicted model, not a curated record
UGCACCAUUGUUUUCCUCCUAUGCAGCUGGAGACACAUAUGCUCUCUCCUGCGAUCAAAUACAUACUAGGCCCAUGGCGCAAGCCUUCGCCUUUCUGUUUCUCUUGCUGGACAUGAUGCUUGUGGCUGCAUCUUUCAAAAUCUGUGCUUUCAACAUACGAAGCUUUGGACAAGCCAAGGCAGCCAACCAGAGGGUGAUGAGAGCUCUUGUCCAGAUCCUGUCUCGCUGUGAUAUCUCUGCUGUGCAAGAGGUGCGUGAUUCCAAGGGACUGGUUAUUCAGGCACUAGUGCAGAAGCUCAAUAGGUAUGAUCCUUCUCAUCAUUAUAGUUGCCUAGAGAGCAAGAGACUUGGACGAAGCACCUACAAAGAGCAGCAUGUCUUUGUAUAUCGUCAGGAUGCUGUGUCAGUUAUGGCUUGGUGCCAAGCUGGAGAUGAGGAUGCCAGAGAUUUUGCUAGGGGACCAUUUGCUGUGCGUUUCCAUUCCCCAUACACAGUUGCUUCAGACUUUGUGCUACUCUUGCACCAUACCUGUCCUCGGGAAGCCGUCCAUGAGCUUGACCUGCUGUUUGAAGUAUGCAUGGAACUAAUGCACUGGUGGAAAACGGAGAAUGUGAUGGUGCUGGGAGACCUGAAUGCAGGCGGUGCCUACAUCCCAAUGAGCGCGUGGGCCAAGAUCCGCCUGCGCAAUCACCCUGCCUUCCAUUGGCUGAUCAGCGACGAAGAAGAUACCACCGUCAGCCACCGCACUUGCUGUUCUUAUGACAGAAUCAUAGUUCAUGGAGAAGAAUUACUCUCUGCUGUUGUGUCAGGAUCAGCAAAGCCAUACAAUUUCACAAAGGCACUUGGAUUGUCUGAAGAAGAGGCCUUAGAAAUCAGUGAUCACUACCCUGUUGAGGUGAAGCUGAAGCUUGCUCCAAACACCCAGAGGGAACUCUAAGUUGUCCAUCGGCCUAUUAUAUAAAGUGAAGGGAAAUGGGGAAAGAACAACAGUUUUACCACAAGAAUAUAUCAAGGCACUAACAGCAGAAUAGGCUUUUGAGGUCCUAUAGAAGAGUCCUGGAAGUUUAUUACCUAUAUUUGAGACUGAAUAUAAAUGUUUGAUUGGUAUAAUAUUUGAUAAACAUUCAGCUGUCUGGAACUCUGUUAAGUUAAAAUGCCAUUGGCAAUCUUAAGAUAACA